Messenger RNA from Nicotiana tabacum (common tobacco), 891 nucleotides. RefSeq lists its product as uncharacterized. NCBI's taxonomy places the organism in Eukaryota, Viridiplantae, Streptophyta, Magnoliopsida, Solanales, Solanaceae. The record is from RefSeq and is a predicted model, not a curated record. Gene Ontology annotation, biological process: root development; shoot system development.
AUGGCUAUUUCAAGUCAUGUUAGGUCUAUUAGUUUUCCUUCUCGAUCACAGCCAGAGUAUCUCAAAGUUGAGAUUGAGCUAAACAGGCUAAAAACAUGGGAAUCCUCAUCUAUUUCAUCAACAGCAACUCCUCUUAGUUUAAACACCAUUCAAGAAGGCAUUGUAGGGCUAGCAGAGUUGUAUAAUUGUGUUAAAGAUCUUCUCGAGUCCCCGACAACUCAACAAGCUCUCCUCAAACAUCAAACGGGAAGAUUAGUAGAAGAAGCUCUUGAGUCCUCUGUUGGAUUAAUAGACUCGUGUGGCACGACGAGGGAGUUAGUCUUGAUGAUGAAAGAACAAGUGCAAGAUCUUCAAUCAGCACUGAGGAGAAAAGUUGGAGACUCAAGCACACAAAAUUGCUUCGAUGCAUAUAUUAGUUUUAGAAAGAAAGUGAAGAAGGAUAUAGCCAAGAACCUCAAAACACUAAAACAAAUAGUAGAAAACAAGAUAGAAUCAUCUCCUCAAGUAGAUUCUGAUCAGUCUUUAUCUAAGCUAAGUGCAGUGUUAAGAGAAGUAUCUGCUUUGACCAUCUCAGUUCUAAGAUCCCAACUAUCUUUCUUGUCCGCGCCAGCUUCAAACGCGAAGAAAAACGGGUGGUCAUUGAUAUCAAAGAUGCUUGUCACAAAAUCAGCUGUCAAGGGAGAUGAAAACACAAUCAAUGAGGUGGAGUGUGUUGAUUUUUCUCUUUAUUCUAAAAUUCACAGCAAUGAUUUUAAAGUUGAUGUGCCAAUGAUCCAGAAAAAGUUGCAGAUAUUAAAUGCUGGUCUUCAGAGUCUAGAGGCUGGCAUAGAUAGGUUGUCAAGGUUAUUGAUCAGAAACAGGGUCUGCCUCCUUAACAUCCUUACUCCUUAG